AUGAAAUUUGACAGCAUACUUGCAGAAAUUAAUGGAUUUGGAAAAUUCCAAAUCACACUAGUCUUGAUUCAGAUCAUCUCUCGAAUUACUUUGCCAUGUCACUUUCUUCUGAAUAAUUUCAUGGCAGCUGUUCCCGCUCAUCACUGCAACAUCGAUGCUCUGGAUGAUGGAGCUGUUUUUGGAAAUUUAACUUUAGAUCAGAAAUUAGCAGUUGGUGUUCCAGUAGAGUGGGAUGGAACUCCGAGCUCCUGUCGAAUGUUUUCAGAGCCCCGGUAUGAAUAUGUGUCAGGAUCAAACAGUAGUGAAGGCACAUUUGCCGUUCAGUGUCAAAACGGAUGGGUGUAUGACAACAGCACCUUCAAAUCUACGCUGGCAACAGAGUGGGAUCUCGUGUGCAGCAGAAAAGGUCUGAACAAGGCAACUGCAACCAUUUUCUUUAUUGGUGUUAUGGUUGGAGCCCCUGCAUUUGGCUUUCUCAGUGACAGGUUCGGGCGACGUCCUCUUCUCCUUGUGUCUUAUCUAUCAUCCUUGAUGUUUGCAGUGCUAAGUGCAUUCUCCACUUCGUAUGUAAUGUUUGUCAUCUUGAGAUUUUUUACGGGGAUGUCACUCGCAGGACUGAGCAUCAUCGCUUAUGUUUUAAAUGUUGAAUGGUUUAGUAUUGAACGCAGGACUUUUUCUGGUGUGAUCAUAAGCCUGGAUUGGACAAUUGGGAACUGGAUUCUGGUUGGCAUUGCAUACUUUGUAAAUGAGUGGAGGAAGCUCAUUCUGGCAGUUUCCUCACCCCUGGUACUGUCUGUUAUUGCUUGGAGGUGGCUUCCAGAAUCUGCAAGGUGGCUUGUGGCCAAAGGAAAGGCAGAUGCUGCUCAUCAUUACAUAACGAAAUGUGCCAGUAUGAACAACAGAUCCAAGUGUAUGGCCACCAUCCCACCAGAGAUAUUACUUGAAGCUGCAGAAACUGAAUGUGGAGAUGAGAAGUACUCUUUUGUAGAUCUUUUCAGGACCCCAAAUAUUAGAAAACUUGCUAUAUGCUCAGGAAUAGUAUGGUAUGGCGUUGCAUUUACAUACUAUGGAAUAAGUCUGAACAUCACAGGGUUUGGACUAAACCCAUACCUAACACAAUUCAUAUUUGCAUUCAUUGAAAUGCCAAUGAAGAUUGGAAUCUAUUACAUCCUGGAGAAAGUUGGGAGAAAGCAUGGCCAGAUGGGUUCCCUGCUGUUAACUGGUCUCUGUCUCUUCAUCAACAUGUUUGUUUCAAAAGAUAAAUGGAUUGCUCGUACUGUUGUGGCGGUUCUUGGAAAAUCUAUGUCGGAGGCCUCAUUCACAAUCAUGUACCUCUACACUACAGAACUUUACCCUACUGUUGUACGACAAAAUGGCUUAGGCUACACCUCAUUUCUCGCACGACUGGGCGUCUCCAUUUCUCCGCUCAUCAUGCUCUUGGAAGAUGUGUGGCAUCCCCUUCCUGCAGCUACAUAUUGUGCUGUGGCAGUUGGGUCUGGUUUAGUGGCUUGGCUUCUGCCUGAAACAUUAAACACCCGAAUGCCAGAGUUCAUUGAGGAUAUCGAGAAACCUAGGAGGCAGUCACCAAGGAAGAAGGAGAUUCAGUAA
Archocentrus centrarchus (flier cichlid) is the source of this 1608-nucleotide messenger RNA. RefSeq names its product solute carrier family 22 member 7-like. Gene Ontology annotation, biological process: transmembrane transport. Gene Ontology annotation, molecular function: transmembrane transporter activity. The transcript has 10 exons. The record is from RefSeq and is a predicted model, not a curated record. The coding region runs from base 1 to 1608 and encodes 535 amino acids. Lineage: Eukaryota; Metazoa; Chordata; Actinopteri; Cichliformes; Cichlidae.